This is a messenger RNA of Diospyros lotus (date-plum), 872 nucleotides long. RefSeq names its product tetraspanin-8-like. The transcript has 2 exons. Gene Ontology annotation, biological process: auxin-activated signaling pathway. The record is from RefSeq and is a predicted model, not a curated record. Gene Ontology annotation, cellular component: plasmodesma; plasma membrane. NCBI's taxonomy places the organism in Eukaryota, Viridiplantae, Streptophyta, Magnoliopsida, Ericales, Ebenaceae. Bases 1 to 822 code for a protein of 273 amino acids.
AUGGUUCGGUUAAGCAACAGCAUCGUCGUGUUGGUAAACGUCCUAACGCUGGUGAUAUCCGUGGCGGUAAUCGGCGGCGCCGCCUGGUCCUACACCCAUCCUGGCUCCCUCUGCCACCGCGUCCUCCAGCAGCCGCUUCUCUUCUUGGGUUUGUCCCUCCUGGCGGUGUCCCUACUAGGGCUGAUCGGCGCCUGUUGCCGAGUCCAGUUCUUGCUCUGGAUUUAUCUAUUUGUGAUGUUCGUUCUGAUCGUUGGCUUGGUUUGCUUCACGGUCUUCACCGUCGUCGUCACCAACAAGGGCGUCGGCAAGGCGGUUUCCGACAAGGGCUACAAGGAGUACCGCCUCGGCGACUACUCCAACUGGCUCCGCAAGUACGUCGUUAAUCAGGAGAACUGGGCCAAGAUUAGGAGUUGUUUGGUUGUUGCUGAUGUUUGUUCCACACUUGGAGCCAACCCUAACGAGACUCUCGCUGAUUUCAGAAAGAGAACCCUAUCUCCCAUACAGUCGGGUUGCUGCAAGCCGCCAACUUCCUGCGGCUUCAAGUUCAAGAACGCCACCUACUGGACGGCCCCGAAGACCGGUGGGCCUGCGGCGGCAGACGGGGACUGCGCCACCUGGAGCAACAACCAGUCGGUGCUGUGCUACGGGUGCCAGUCAUGCAAGGCCGGAGUUCUGGCCAACAUCAAGAAGGAAUGGAAGCUUCUGGCAAUCAUAAACGUCGUCGUUCUGGUCUUCGUUAUCAUCAUCUACUCCAUCGGCUGCUGCGCCCUCAGGAACGUCCGAUCAAGUGGGUACCUGCAGAGCGGCAAAGGCCACCCCUGAUCACACUUAAUUUGAUCCCACAUCCAUCCAUGCAUGCAUUCCUCAUCUGC